This is a messenger RNA of Durotheca rogersii, 422 nucleotides long. RefSeq lists its product as uncharacterized. The record is from RefSeq and is a predicted model, not a curated record. The transcript has a single exon. NCBI's taxonomy places the organism in Eukaryota, Fungi, Ascomycota, Sordariomycetes, Xylariales, Xylariaceae. The coding region runs from base 147 to 317 and encodes 56 amino acids.
CCCAUCUGCUCUCACAAACUCGCCAGUCCGCAACGGUCCAUCGAUCCGCCCGUCCGUCCGUCCGUCCGUCCGUCUCCUUCUGCCGGACUCAUCCGCGAACACCAAUAGAGCAAGCAAGCAAAGCCCCCCCUGCGAGACCCGCCAUCAUGUGUCGUUACAACGAGUUCAUCACCAAGUGCCGGGUCUGCCAAGAGGUUAUCCGCGUCUUCAAGAGCGGCUGGGAGUACUGUAACAACCAGGGCCGCUGCAGCUACAAAAAAAUCGAGACUUUUGUCAGGCACGACACCUGUGAUCGAUGCCGCAGCGUGAGGUAUUGAUGCUAGCCUCCAGCACGCCUCCGCGAGCCAGGGAGAUGGGGCCGUGGAGGAGCCUUCUAAAUCGGAGUUGCCAGACGCGGCGGCGACGGCGACAACUAAUACGAC